Molecule: messenger RNA, 2265 nt
Organism: Athene cunicularia (burrowing owl)
Lineage: Eukaryota; Metazoa; Chordata; Aves; Strigiformes; Strigidae
Gene: SLC31A2
Product: solute carrier family 31 member 2
Exons: 3
Coding region: 1156-1560 (134 amino acids)
Biological process (GO): copper ion transmembrane transport
Cellular component (GO): membrane
Molecular function (GO): copper ion transmembrane transporter activity
Source: RefSeq, a predicted model, not a curated record
UGAACUUCAUGAGGUUCACAUGGGCCCUCCUCUCCAGCCUGUCCAGGUCCCUCGGGGUGGCAUCCCGUUCAGUUAGUUCUCUUUACAGGGUGCUGCAGACUUGCGGGUGAAGCCUGCAAAGGAGAAAUAACUUCAUUUAAAGGCUAAUUAUCAUUAAUCAGUUGCCAAAGGAAGCUUAAAAGUGUGAGCCAAUUACAUGUGCUAAUGUGCUUUGGGUAGGGAGUGGCUGAAGGGUGUAAUUAGAGCCCGGCGGCGGUGUGGACACCCGGUUAUUGGACGGUAUUUCUGGCCGAGGCUGGUCCCGUCAGCCACAUCUGCUGGUGUCGGUAACGGUGGGUACGCACGGCCAAGGCCAGGUCAGUGUGGCAGAGGAGGGACCAUGAGCCCUGCGAACACUGCCUAGAGAGAUUCACCAAGGGGAGGAUAAAAAAAAAAUAAAAAUCAUUAAAAACGCAAGACAUGGCAGCUGUGAUAUCAGCUAUUGUUAGAUAAGAGCUCCUAUUUCAGCCUGAUAAAGAACGGGAUUUGAUGCCUUUGUAGGUCUCAGCAGCCCCAAGUGCUUGGACUUGAGAUGCUCCUCUGCCAGGGAGGCAUCUCUGGGCCUGGCCCCCAUCGUCAGGAGGUUGUACUUGUGGCUUUGGGGGCUUUGGCCUGUCCCGGCGAUGCAAGAGAAGCCCCUGGGAGGGAGGGGAAAGCCAGGGGAGUGUCUGGGCUCUGACCACCAGCCUUCACUUCAAGCUGCAGACAGUGUCCACCAGCCUCCGUCUGUCUCCCACAGACCUUCCUUUCUUAAAUCCAGGUUCAUGAAGUCCUGGGCUUGUCUCUCUUUGUCGCAGGGAUAAACUGGCUUUUUCUUGCUAGCCCAGACACACACAGGAGCUGCUGCUAGAGGUGAAAAUCGUCCCGCUACAAAUCAAGGGAAGAGUUAAGCCUGGUCAGCGUGACUGUGAUAGUGCAAGUUCCUCCUUCUGUUUCAGGAAUGGGAAAAAAAAUUGCACCAUUUGGUAAAACCCCAGCUGAGCAUCAGCAGUGGUGCUCAGCCCUUUGGGGUGGUGGGUGCAUGGACCUGCUGAAGAUGGGGGUGCCCCAGCCCCUCUCUGCCCCUUCACCCCAAGCCAGUUCCUAGCUCUACCUUUCCCUUGGCCUCUCUUCCAGAUGUCCUUCUACUUCUCGGACACGGCAGUGCUGCUCUUUGACUUCUGGAGCGUCCACACCCCCACAGGGAUGGCACUCUCGGUGCUGGUGAUCCUGCUGCUGUCGAUGCUUUACGAAGCCGUCAAGAUGGGCAAGGCUGUGCUGCUGCGGCGGGCGCUGCUGGCUCUGCCCCGCAGCCUCAGCCGGGAGUCGCUGAUGGAGCCGGAGGAGGGGGACACCGGCCCCGCACAGGGCAGGUGGUUUCAGUACCAUGUUGGCCAGACGCUGUUCCACGUGGUGCAGGUGGUGCUGGGCUACAUGGUGAUGCUGGCUGUCAUGUCCUAUAACGCCUGGAUCUUCCUUGGGGCCAUCAUAGGCUCCACGUUGGGCUAUUUUGUGGGGUACCCCCUGCUCGGUCGGGGCUAGGUGUUCCUCCAGGAUGGCGGAUGAUGUGCUCCACAACUCCUGCUACUUUGUCUGGAAUAGCUGCUGUCACUUUUGCUGGGUCUGUCCUUGUCUCCGUGCUCUGCGGGAUGCAGCAUCCCAGGGACUUGCUGCAGGGACCCUCAGUGCUGGCCCGACUUGGGGGGGAGACACUGGGCAAGGGGAGCCCUGUGGCCAGCACUCUGCCACGCUGCCACUGCCACCAUCCUUGGCGGGUGGCUGUCCUCCAGCUCUCAGGGAGCUUUGGCUGGUGAUGACGGCGGUGGGACUCUGGACAUUUCCUUCUCCCCUCACUUCUCUGGGGGGUUCAUCCUGGCUGGAACAGGGACCUCCCAGGGAAGGGGAUGUGCUGGGGACAGGCACUGCUGCCCUCCUGCCCAGAGCUGCCCUGCACUAAGCCCCUCUUCACACAGUGCCUUCUGGGGAUGAUGGGGGUCCUGCUGCACACCCCCCCCCCCCAUAGUGCUUCAGGGACGGGAUCGGAGCAGCCACUGAGCUGUUGGUGUGGCUGUACUGUGGGGAAGCUGCUGCUGUGGGUGCCACUUGCUGCUUCCUUGGGACACCCCUUUUAAUAAAACCUUCUGUCGUUUGGCUUCUGGAUUGUGUGGAUGCUGGGUGGUCUUAGGAUGUGACACCUCCCCAGUCACAGUGGGAGUGGGGACCCCCAGCCCUCCCCCUCUAGCACAG